ACACACACACGCACACACAUAGAAAGACAGAGACAGAGAGAGAGAGUUUCGUAACUUCGGGAAGUUUUGUGGAGCCAUCGAUAAGUGGACUUGUCGUGUUUUUUUAGAGCCUGGUGUCAGAAACACAGCGGAGGGCUGAUCGUCGCCUGCGUCACUUUUUCACCGGAGUUGCCUAAUUGAGUUUCUCACUGUGAGGCAGCCUUUGCCGUUCAGCAAGGCAGCUGUGAAACUAUCGUCUCUCGUCCUGGAAUAGACUUGUAUACUCCAUCUGAGAAGAGCCUGGCCUGUGCAGCCAUGCUGAUGUAUGACUACCCUCUGAAGACAGACAUGGAGACGUCAUUCUACUCUUCGUUAGUGAAAACCCCGGAGCAAUACGGAGUGAUCUUCUCCCAUCCCGCCCACCUCUUCCACUCCACGCACAUGCACGCCUUCUCCCAGUCCCACACCCCUAGCAACCUCACACACACCCAGCUGGAGCCUGUGGACCUGUCAGUCAGCAAGCGUUCCUCCUCCUCUUCUUCUUCCUCCUCCCCUCCCUGCUCCUCUGCCUCCUCCCCGGCCUCCUCACACAGCUCCCCGCCUUCCCCCUACAGCUCGGCUCCCCGCCCCUCCCCCCGCGGCUCCCCCCCACAUUCCCAGCUGCGCUCCUCGCCGCCUACUUCCUCACUUUCUUACUCCACCAUGGUGGCUCCCAUGAUCGGCUCAGGAUCCGGAGUCAUCCAGGGGUCAGGGGUCAUGAUGUCUCCAGUCAUGGUGCCUCUGUCUGUCCUCUACCCCUCGUCUCUCCACCUGCAUCAGUCCAUUAUGGUGAGCCCACCUGUUGCCAAUGAUGACGACCAUCAUCGAAGCAGGGAGCACAAGCCAGUUCACUGUGGUGACGCCCAUGACCUGCACAAGCCGAUCAAAACAGAGCCUCGCCCUGAGCGUGCUCAUGACAGGCAUAGCAGCCACGAGAUGAAAUCAUCAGUCGUCAGAAUACCACAUGAAUACGGGUGUAACAACCCAUCAGUAAUAGUUCAUUCGGGCGCAAAGCAUCCUCUCCCUGCCGAGUCUCCUGACACACUGAAGAAGCGGCGAAUUCAUCGCUGCGACUUCAAUGGCUGCAACAAAGUGUACACCAAGAGCUCCCACCUCAAAGCACACCGCAGGACACACACCGGUGAGAAACCCUACAAGUGCAUGUGGGAAGGCUGCACAUGGAAGUUCGCCCGUUCAGAUGAGCUGACGAGACACUUCCGCAAGCACACAGGAGUCAAACCGUUCCAGUGCCCCGACUGUGAACGCAGCUUUUCCCGGUCUGACCACCUGGCUUUGCACAAGAAACGCCACCUCCUGGUAUGAAACCCUCUGAAACCAGGCAGCUUAAAAGAAACUUGGUGGUGAUUUCAACGUUGGACUGUACCACUAAGACCUGAUGGGGGAUUUUAAAGAGUUUGCCUUAAAUGUUGGACUCCAUCGUGGAAUGGGGAAAUGUUCCUCAGGGUGCAAGUUUAGACUCUUUCUCCACAUUAGCUUGAAAGUGAGCUGGUAUCAGCCUACUCAUCAUCUAACCGUCACACCUUCCUGUUUGCAAACUUAUCAUCAGCUCAUUUUGACAUUAUGUUGUACUAGACCUCUGACCAGCUGAAGGUCCAGACACUUGUUUUUUUUAAAGAGAUGGCAGCAUCUCAGCUGGCCUGAGAGCAGUGCCCUCUUGUGGCUGAAGAACCAAACCGCAUCAACACCAGUUCCGUUUAGGCACAUGCAGCAUGCUCAAGCUUCAUUUAGCAACAUCAGCUCUCAUUUCUCUGCAUUCAUUCAAGUUAAAGUUGUGAACUAUACAAACACAUAAACACACACACACACACACACACACACACACACACACACAUACACGCACGUUAUUUGCUAGCUAGGCCAAUAUAAUGUGAAACUUUCCAGAAUGUAUCAUAUCACACAUACUGUGCAUCGUGUCAUACAUACUAGCUUUCUUUCAUCAGCGCAGCUACCUGAGACUUAACGCUAAUGCUAAUUGCUCCUUGAUGGACCGCCACAUUAAAAAAACACCACACACCUCAUCUGCCUCUACAAGCUUGCAUCAUGAAGUGAUAAAAAAACAGGUAGCUAUUGCUUGCCUUCUCUUGUACAUACAUGCACAUGUUUAACGGCACAGACAGCUAGAAAACAUGCACUUAAUUAAAGCAAACUCAGUCUGGUGGGCUUUUGGUAUUUGGGUUGGAAAGAAAAGGCUGGGUCUCUGGGUCUUGUUCAUUGUUGGAGUGAAGUGUUUUUUUAUGUUUUCAUUCACAAAUGUGAAAGUUGCUGCAGGGGCAUUAUUGUGUUAGUAAGGAAAAAACACCACUUGGUUAGUUUAAGGGUAGAAGCAAUUAAAUGUCUUAUAUCAUGUUUAUGUAUCCAUAUGAACUAUUGUUUGGUUUGUGUUGUGACACAAUGGUAGCCUUUUUUAUUGUAUGACACGUUUAUAUGAAAAAAAAAAAAUACAAAGUGUGAAGCAGGGAAAAUUACUCUUUAAUAUUUGUUGUUCAGGAGCAGAUGAGUUUUAUUCCAGCCCAGCACACAGGAUAUGUAAUUUUAAAGAAAAUAACAUUUAAUUCAACAGUUUUCAUAAUAGAAGGUCAUAAGAUAUACAACUUUCUGUUUGUUUGUUUAUAGCAUCUUUGUACAUGCCUCCAAUGUGCACUUUAUGUGUGUGUAUAUGUAUGUGUGUGUAUGUGUAUGUAUGUAUAUAUAUAUAUAUAUAUAUAUAUACAUACAUACAUACAUACAUACAUACAUACAUACAUACAUACAUUCCCAAAGUCAAACAUGUUCUGAUCACAUCAGUUUUUCUAUUCAUACAUCUGUUGGUCAGUUUGAUCAGAAACACUUAUGAUAUGUCUUGGUUUGUCAUUUUGUAAAGAUGUAAUACCAGCAGAAGGUGUGAUCUUUUCUUUUAUGUACACAAACAAACACACACACACACACACACACACACACACACACACACACACACACACACAGAAUGUAGCGGCUCAACUGAUCUGCAUUUUGCAACCUGGAUAUUUUUUGCGAUCUUUGCUUGUACAUGUUUUUGUAUUUCUGCAAAUAUAAGUUGUAAUAUAUAUCUAUAUUUUAUAAUUGAUUAUUAGACUGAAAGGGCAAUUACAGGUUUUAUUAAGCAUGAUUUUGAUACUCUUAUAACAAUGGAUAUUAUACAUUUCUAUAAAGUUCUGUUCAUAAUAAACCCUAUCUCUUUUCAAUCUAAAUGUUGGCAAUUCAAAGGGAAAAUGUUAAACUGUGAAUAUAUAAAUGUACAGGUCUAUCUGCAAUUUUGCAUUUAUUUUAAGACAGAAUAUUCAUACCACUCAAUAAACCUAUUGAUAA
Messenger RNA from Etheostoma spectabile (orangethroat darter), 3363 nucleotides. It is a transcript of the gene klf3, whose product is annotated as Kruppel like factor 3 (basic). Lineage: Eukaryota; Metazoa; Chordata; Actinopteri; Perciformes; Percidae. Gene Ontology annotation, molecular function: RNA polymerase II cis-regulatory region sequence-specific DNA binding; DNA-binding transcription factor activity, RNA polymerase II-specific. The record is from RefSeq and is a predicted model, not a curated record. Gene Ontology annotation, biological process: regulation of transcription by RNA polymerase II.